CUCUUCGACAAGCUGAUGAAGAUGACCUUUUAUGGGCAGUUUGUGGCUGGCGAGGACCAGGAGUCCAUUCGGCCCCUGAUCCGGCAUAACAAGUUGUUCGGCGUGGGCUCCAUCCUGGACUACGGCGUGGAGGAGGACCUGAGUGCGGAGGGCGCCGAGCGCCAGGAGCUAGAGUCCUGUACCUCGGAAGCGGAGAGGAAGGGCGGAGGCACCAGUAAGAGGGAGAAGCAGUACCAGGCCCACCAGGCCUUUGGAGACCGCAGGGACGGCGUCAUCAGUGCCCACACCUACUUCUAUGCCAAUGAAUCCAAGUGUGACAGCCACAUGGAGACGUUCCUACGCUGCAUUGAGGCUUCAGGUGGAGCCAGCGAAGAUGGCUUCUCAGCCAUUAAGCUCACUGCACUGGGGAGACCCCAGUUUCUAUUGCAGUUCUCAGACGUGCUGACCAAGUGGAGGCGGUUCUUUCACCAAAUGGCUGCAGAGCAGGGGAAGGCCGGGCUGGCUGCCAUGGACACAAAGCUGGAGGUGGCGGCACUGCAGGAAAGCGUGGCAAAGAUGGGCAUUGCGUCCAGGAAGGAGAUUGAGAGCUGGUUCACAGCGGAGACCCUGGGCUUAUCCGGCACCCUGGACCUGCUGGACUGGGACAGCCUUAUCGCCAACACGACUGCGCUCUCCAAGCACCUCGUGGUCCCUAACAUGCAGACAGGGCAGCUGGAGCCCCUGCUGUCUGGGUUCUCUGAGGAGGAGCAGCAGCAGAUGAGGAGGAUGCUACAGAGAAUGGAUGUGCUGGCCAAGAAAGCCACCGAGGUGGGGGUGCGGCUGAUGGUGGACGCGGAGCAGACGUACUUCCAGCCGGCCAUCAGCCGCCUGACCCUGGAAAUGCAGCGCAAGUUCAACGUGGAGAAGCCGCUCAUCUUCAACACGUACCAGUGCUACCUGAAGGAUGCCUAUGACAACAUCACCCUGGACGUGGAGCUGGCUCGCCGGGAGGGCUGGUGUUUUGGAGCCAAGCUGGUGCGGGGCGCAUACAUGGCCCAGGAACGGGCCCGCGCUUUGGAGAUUGGCUACGAGGACCCCAUCAACCCCACGUAUGAGGCCACCAACACCAUGUACCACAGGUGCCUCAAUUAUGUCCUGGAGGAGCUGAAGAACAACGCCAAAGCUAAAGUGAUGGUGGCCUCCCACAAUGAGGACACGGUGCGCUUCACACUGUGCAGGAUGGAGGAGUUGGGCCUGCACCCCGCCAAUCGCCAGGUGUACUUUGGACAGCUGCUGGGCAUGUGUGACCAGAUCAGCUUUCCACUGGGCCAGGCAGGCUUCCCUGUGUACAAGUAUGUACCCUAUGGCCCUGUGAUGGAGGUGCUGCCCUACCUGUCCCGCCGCGCCCUGGAGAACAGCAGUGUCAUGAAGGGCGCCCGGCGGGAGCGGCAACUGCUAUGGCAAGAGCUCAAGCGGAGGCUCUACACAGGCAACCUCUUCCACCACCCAGCCUAG
Miniopterus natalensis is the source of this 1494-nucleotide messenger RNA. The record is from RefSeq and is a predicted model, not a curated record. Lineage: Eukaryota; Metazoa; Chordata; Mammalia; Chiroptera; Miniopteridae.